UAGCGUCACUCACUGCCCUAUGUAGACCGGAGAAAAGAGAGAACCAUUCACUUAACCGUGGUCACAGAAGCGUGGAGGAGGAAGACUUAACAAAUCUGGUGGGCAGAGAGAAGCUAUACUUGUGUCUGCUAAGAUCAAAAUAACGGUUUCACGGCAGAACCAUCGCUUACUGGAUUUUCGAAAGUUUGCACAGCCGGCAUAACGCGUCCCGGGACCAAAGCUCUUACGUAACCAGGACUGGAGGGAACCAUCAGUCUGCAACUCUGCCCCAAGAUUCCACACAGAAGGUGUGCCCCUGAAGAGACUCCAGCCGCCAGGUUCUUUGGACUAUCCUCCAGUACGAUGUAGAGACCAGCAGAGAGAAGGCAACAAGACAGCGAAAGAUGAGAACCUAACACGGCCGAGCACAGAGCGGAAAGCGAGCGAGAGACACCCGACCAGAGAAGAGAGAGGAAAAACCAGAGCAUCGCAUUCGCGUCAGGGGACAACGUGAGCCAAAGAGAGAGAGAGAGAGAGAGAGAGAGAGAGAGAGAGGGGGACAGAGAACGAAAGUUAGACGGAGGGCUGUGAAUCAUUGACCGGAGCCCUGCCUCUAGGCCAGCCUACCCCUCCUCCUCUCCCUGCUCCCGCUGUAGCCUUCAGUCUCUCGCUCACAUCCUGAGGAGCAGGGUCUCUCUCUCUCUCUCCCAGGGGAACCCCAGACCCUCUGACCUUUCACCCCCACCUGGCGACCUCCGGACCACCUCCCACCCCAUCCAAAACGGACCGAAUCCAAACGUCGUCGAUCGCCGAUCCCGCGCGCCGCCACCCGAGGCGGAGAGGAACCGUCCAGACUCCUCCUUCCCCCCCCGCCUCCGCCGCCGCCGCCAUGUGUCACGUCAUCGUCACCUGCCGCUCCAUGCUGUGGACUCUGCUGAGCAUCGUGGCGGCCUUCGGCGAGCUCAUCGCCUUCAUGAGCACCGACUGGCUGGUGGGCUUCCCGCGGACGCCGGACGCCGUCUUCGGCCCGCACGGCUCGGCCACCGCCGGCGAGGCGUACCGGCCCACGCUGGGCCUCUACGGCCGCUGCAUCAAGCUGCCUCACCUCCGGCGAGGCGUGCUGUGCGGACCGUACGCCGUGCACUUUGGGGAGAUCGCCAGCGGCUUCUGGCAAGCCACGUCCAUCUUCCUGGCGGCGGGAAUCCUGCUGCUGUGCGCCGUGGCGUUCAUCUCCGUCUUCACCAUGUGCUUCCAGAGCAUCAUGAAGAAGAGUAUCUUCAACGUGUGCGGGCUGCUGCAGGCCAUCGCUGGUGAGGGCGCACACACACACGCACACACAGACGCCCGUGCACACGCACACGCCCGUGCACAAUCACAAUGUGGUUUCUGCCUUGUUGAUGGCGUUGUGUUUGUUUUGCGCAGGGCAUCUGUUUAGAGGACAUCGCUGGGAUGUUUAAACAGUUCGUUCUGACUGACCACACUGUUUCUGUUCACCCCGCUAACCUUUCAGGGUUUAAACAUUGACCAGAGUUGUUAGGGUUUGCCAAAAGCACACACACACACACACACAGCCCUAGAGCACAUUAACCUGCACUCUCUGUAUGUUUGACUCCUGUGUGAAGUGUGCUGACCUCUGACUCCUGAGCUUAGCAACAACAGACCCAAAUAUUUAUUUUCUCUCGAGUCGGCCUUUUGAUUGGACGGGAGGUGGGGUCAUGUGACGUGUGUGUGUGUGUGCCCAUAUCUCUUGGUCUCCGAACGGCUGUGGUGAAUUACGGAACUCGCCGGGAGGGUCAUUUGAUGGAUACCUUUUUCCCCCCCCCCCCUAGUUCCUAGCUCUCUGACCUCCCCCAGAGGCUUUCCUUUGGUCCUGACUGUGG
Molecule: messenger RNA, 1859 nt
Organism: Hypomesus transpacificus
Lineage: Eukaryota; Metazoa; Chordata; Actinopteri; Osmeriformes; Osmeridae
Gene: lhfpl2a
Product: LHFPL tetraspan subfamily member 2a
Exons: 3
Coding region: 869-1414 (181 amino acids)
Cellular component (GO): membrane
Source: RefSeq, a predicted model, not a curated record